Molecule: messenger RNA, 7797 nt
Organism: Chelonia mydas (Green sea turtle)
Lineage: Eukaryota; Metazoa; Chordata; Testudines; Cheloniidae
Gene: SLCO4A1
Product: solute carrier organic anion transporter family member 4A1
Exons: 13
Coding region: 389-2560 (723 amino acids)
Biological process (GO): sodium-independent organic anion transport; transmembrane transport
Cellular component (GO): membrane
Molecular function (GO): protein binding
Source: RefSeq, a predicted model, not a curated record
UCCUCCUGGAUUGGUUUAGCUCUGCAUCAAUCAUUUCUAGAAGCUGGGACUCCAGAAGGGCUGAAUGGAGAAAGAGGGAGGGAGAAAUAGAAACUGGCGCACAGAGGGAGAGAGCAGCUGCCAGAGGCCAGGAGGAGAAACCUUCGCUGAAGCCGGGUGAGGGUGCAUGGGAGACGCAGCACUGCAUCCACAUGCUCUGAAAGCCACCUGCUUCUGUAGUGUGCAGCAUUGUUCCUCCCGCAGCACGUCCGUGUGAAUGAAGUGGUCCGGAACCUGACAUUCACCCUCUGCCUGCUUACAACUGGCCAUAAAUUGCAACACACUGGGAGCCAAAUCGUCACUGCACCGUGUAAAAGAUCCUCAGCCAGAAACAGCCAAACAAGCUUUGAUGGAAAUGUCUUAUAAUUUGACAGGAGAAAAUGAAUUCAGUCCCCCCCAGAAUUUAAUUGUAACCAGCGCAUCCAGUCCAGUUGAGAACAGCUUAAAGGAGCCUUGUAACACACCACUGAGCAAUGAUACUUUAUAUUCCAACACAAACAGCCCUUCAGAUUCUUAUGUGAAACCGCUCUGUGAUGCAGCAUCUGAAAAGAAAAGCCAGUGCCACAAAGGAGUUAAAUAUGUCUCCUCCGAAGGAGACAAACUUGAGUGUGGGUGGGGGGCUUUCACGCCUGCUUGUUUACAGUUCUUCAACACACCUAAGGGGGUCUUGUUAUUCCUCUGUGUGGCUUCUUUUUUGCAAGGGAUGAUAGUGAAUGGCUUCAUUAAUACAGUCAUCACCUCAAUAGAACGGCGCUUUGACCUGCACAGCUACCAGAGCGGACUGAUUGCAAGCUCUUACGACAUAGCAGCAUGUGUCUGCUUGACGUUUGUCAGUUACUUUGGGGGCAAUGGGCAUAAACCACGGUGGCUGGGAUGGGGAGUGCUCAUUAUGGGAGUAGGCUCCAUUGUCUUUGCAUUGCCCCAUUUCACCACUAGCCAGUAUGAAGUACACUUCUCGGAAGAGACCGGUAUGUGCUCUUCCAACCACAGCAUGCAGUGUGCGGAAAGCAUGUCGAUCCUCUCAAACUACAGAUUUGUCUUCAUGCUUGGGCAGUUCCUGCAUGGUAUUGGAGCGACACCACUCUACACUCUUGGAGUGACCUAUUUAGAUGAAAAUGUCAAGUCUAACUACUCCCCUGUGUAUAUCGCUAUUUUCUACACUGCUGCAAUCCUUGGGCCCGCAGCAGGUUAUCUGGUAGGAGGAAUGUUUCUAAAUAUUUAUACUGAAAUAGGCAAACAAAUUGAUCUAACUCCAGAUAAUACUCUCUGGGUAGGGGCCUGGUGGAUAGGAUUCCUGGGUGCUGGAGCUGCCGCCCUUCUCACUGCCAUUCCCAUUCUGGGUUACCCUCGCCAGCUGCCAGGAUCCCAGCGCUACAUCAUUAUGAGAGUCUCCGAGGCUCAUCAGCUGAAAGAUGGGAGCCAUGAAACGGCGUCCGAUCCCGACUUUGGGAAAACAGUUAAAGAUCUUCCACGAUCAUUAUUGCUGCUUCUGAAGAACCCUACCUUCAUCUUCCUCUGUCUAGCUGGAGCAACUGAAGCCACGCUCAUUGCGGGAAUGUCUACUUUUGGACCCAAGUUUCUUGAGUCACAGUAUGGUUUAAGUGCCUCCGAAGCUGCUACCUUGUUUGGUUAUCUUGUCGUGCCAGCAGGGGGAGGAGGCACAUUCCUGGGAGGAUUCUUCGUGAAUAAGCUUAAGCUUCGCUGUUCAGGAAUCAUCAAGUUGUGUUUACUUUGCACAGUGACAAGUCUACUGGCUGCUUUCAUAUUUUUCAUUCACUGCCCUAACAUGCCUAUGGCGGGAGUAACGCAGAUGUACAACCGAAGCAUUUUACUGGAAAGCAGCUUAAACCUGACAGCAGCAUGCAAUACCGAAUGUGAUUGUCUAAGGGAGCUCUACAGUCCAGUCUGCGGAAGCGAUGACAUCAUGUAUUACUCUGCCUGCCAUGCAGGGUGCAAAAAAAAAUCAUUCCUCGAUAGUGGCAAGAAGGUUUACCAUGAGUGUAGCUGUAUCCUGGAGAAUGAUCCCACUGGUUCUGCCCAAGCGAUAGCAGGGAGAUGCACUUCCUCCUGUGAGAGAAGGACUGUCCUUCUGGUUUUCAUGUUUUUUGUGAUUUUCUUUACAUUCCUAUGCAGUAUUCCUGCGCUGACUGCAACUCUACGGUGUGUCUCCGACAGACAGAAAUCAUUUGCACUAGGAAUCCAGUGGAUUGUAGUAAGAACUCUAGGAGGCAUUCCCGGUCCUAUUGCCUUUGGCUCUUUGAUUGAUCUGUCAUGUCUGGUGUGGCAGGACCAGUGUGGAGAACAAGGUUCUUGCUACGUUUACCAGAACUCCUCCAUGAGCCGAUACACUCUGGUUGCUGGAAUUGUCUACAAGGUGGUUGGAACAGUCUUCUUCCUGCUGGCCUGUUUACUUUACAAACCGCCUCCCCCUGAAUCCCUACCAGGGAGCUCAGAUGCAUCAGAAAAUGGGAACUGUGUCCUCCAGGAGAACAAAUCUCUCCAGACCCAAGCUGCUGAAUAGCACUAUAAAUACUGCAAGGGACUUUCUCCCAGUCUCAGAAAUACCGUGUCAAAAUUUUGUUUUGUUCCUGUUUUAUGAUUACUAUUAUUAUUACUAUUGCUUUACCCUUUUGUUUUUCUGUUUAAAGAAGGAUAUUUGAAGUAAGUUCUGGUUUGGAGUAACUUUUUCUGAAGGGCAGAAGCACAUGAGAGGAUACUUACAUUGAUGCCAUAUGAGGAUCCCUGCACUGAUGCCAGAAACUUACGUUACUCACCGGUAGCUUUAUAGCACUUCUGUAACAAACCUGAACCACACUAAAGAAAGCAGAGUACCACUGUGGGACCAAAUUCUCAUCUGGUGUAAACUGGCUCCAUUCACUUCUGCUGAGAAUCUGGCCUGUAACACAUACAUUAUAGAGCCAUCAGUAGCAAAGCACUUGUGUUCAUACUUUUUAGGUCUGAUCAACUGCCUAUCCUCAUGUUGACAAUCUGCUACCAUAUGCAAAGCAAGGAGCAAAAACAGUGUCUUUUUUGUUGCUGUAGCACAUACAGCGUUGCUCAUAAUGUAUGCUCUGUUCUCUCUCUGUUCAGUUCAAUUAUAGAACAUUUAAUUGUCAUCGUUCCUAUUACUUUGCAAUGGUUUGAGAUCAUGGAUUACCUGGGAAGUUCGUCAGUAGAUCACAUACAACACACUGUUGAAACUUGAACAUCCCUGGCUAUUUUUAACUCACUACCCAAGCCUUUUUCUGUCGCCACCUCUGGUUUCCUAAUUCCAGUCCCAGGAUUUGCAGUAUAGUUACAAUCUGCUUUUCUUCCAUUGUUUUAAGAUGGACACAUUUUGUAACGACCUGUAAAGGCAGUUGGACUAUUUCUUGUCCUUGAGCUAUUGUGCUGUUUGACACAGAAACAUAUAAGAUAUGGAUUUGUGCAAUGUUUUGUUUGUUCUGCUCUGUAAAGACAUUGUUUUUAAGUAUACAGAAAAAUCCGAACUAAUUUAAUUUUUCUCACAGUGCUCCUUGGAAGAGAAACCUAACAUAGCGACAGACUUUAUUGUAUGAAGCCAAUGAAGAAAUCAACCAGAUUCUCAGCUGGUGGAAAUAGACAUAGCUCUGUUGAUUUCAAUGGAGCUACACUGAUUUGCACCAGAUGAUGAUCUGAUCCAUUGUUUGCAAAUAAACUGGGCCACAUUUUCAAAAAUGCCCUUUAAAUAUGCACUGCAGUAUUAACCGUAUGUUGUUGGCAAGGACAAGCAAUGGAUGGCCAGCAUCUGAUGGCCAGAUUUAUGGGUGGCUGUCUCACCCACACCCACGAAAUUAGGCAGGUAUAAAAAUCUUAUUAUUUGGCUCUUCAAAUGGUUGCACAAGCAAAAACUGCAGGUAGAAAUUCAGCACUUGGAUUGAGGCCCCUCGGACGAUGCAGGUCCCUGAAAUCCUUACCCUGCAUAAAACUGUAGUGAAGAAUUAUAGGACAACCACUAACAAGCUGUUUAAUCAACAUGUAAUGUUCACUACAAAAUAUUUAGAAAGAUUUGUAGCUACUUUGUAUAUUUUUUUAUACUUAUGUUUUUGUAAAAGAGGGAAGAAGGUUGAAAAGCUGUUUAUAGUUUUUUGGCAAAGGACCAAACAUUCCGGCGCCCAGCCGACACCAUUAAACACAGCCAUAUCCCAGGCCUGGUGUUUCCCAUUCUACUGAGGGUGACACUGUGGUGGAGAUAUGGGGCUGAAGUAAAAUACCCGUUCUUUCCUUGACACUCACUGGGAAUGGGCUUUGAAUAGGAGUUCCUCUGCCAUCCGUGAAUCCUCUUCCACCAAGGCCAUGGAUUUACUAUGCAGCCGCAGCCGUUACAAGGCCCAUAUUUCCCAACCAUUGUCACACCACAGCAUCUAGGGAUGUCUCUCAGACUCAGGCUAGUCGCACUAUUGCUCUAAAAAUAGCUGCAUCGUAAACAACACAUUGAAGUUGUGGCAGGGGCUGGAGCUUGGGCUCUGAAUCCCCCAGCCCCAGCCGCAACUUCAGCAGCUUCAGCCCGAGCUGCAAGUUCAAAGCACUGUCUAUAUCAGAACUUUUAGAGCCAUUGACCUGGGCUGAAAGGCUCACUCCAAAAUGCCAUGUGCACCUAUCCUGGGAAACACUGCAACGUCUCUGGUAUCGUAGCGUGGUAACUACUGCUGAACAUUGACGUUCUGGAAGGCAUCCCUGGUCAGUAGCUCUGGGUAGUCACGGACCCAUUGGUACUGCCGUCCCAGAAUAAACCCCUAUGCACUGGUGCGUACAGAGCCCUUGCAGUAUUCUGGGUGUGGCCUCCCCCUCUCUGCUGCUUGACACCCACUCCCCAUUUUACACACCCGUGGUGAUUUAAGGGGCGUGACUAGGCCCAAAGAGAUUAACCCUGACCAAUAGUAAAUGGUUCUUCAUGACCAUCAACAGUUUUCUCAGGCACCUAUAAGCAAGACAACUACUAUCUACAGGAGUCUGCCACUCCAGUCCACUAUAAACAAUAAACACAUUCCAACACUUUGGGUACAAGCAGUAGCCUGGUGAGUUGCAUGACAUUAUUCUGGGGAAAUAUUUUGUGCAUAUUGUACUUACGAGGUUAGAAGUGUUUAUAUAUAUGACAUGUGUUUACUCGUGUUUAUAAAAUGAAAUUUAUUUGAAUUUAUCAUUUCAAGAGCAAAAGAAUAGUGGUGUUUUAUUAUGUUGAUGUGGUCUUGAAAAUCCUUGAUUUUAAUUAAAUAGCAAAAAAAAAACCCGAACCCUGUUCCUAUUAGGGCAACAUUUGUAUAUAAAAAUGUAUGUAUGUGCCCAUGGUAUUUGAAAGGACAUUUCCCCAUCUCAUGUGAAGUAUUGUAUUCCUAUGAUGUCACAGAAAUAUAAGCAGUAUUUGACAGGUCCUUUGUGUGUGUCUUGAUCAGCUUCAUUUCAUUCUGAAUGGUGCUUUUGAGGCAAACAGAAUGAAUUAGCUUAUCCAGAGCUAUAAUGUAGUCACAACUGGAAAAGUUGGGGCGUAGACACCUUCAGCUCUCAAUGAAACCAGUGAGAACUGUGGUGCUAAGCAACCCUCUGGACACAAUACUUUUUAGUGCCGGUUAGCUCUUUGGAUCAUGACUGAAGUUUUGAUACACCACAGCUUUGGUUCUCUUUUUAACUACUAUCCCUUUCUUCCUGCGCUCAUGGAGGAAGUUUUCAGAGUGGUAGCCGUGUCAGUCUGUAUCAGCAAAAACAACGAGGAGUUCUUGUGGCACCUUAGAGACUGACAAAUUUAUUUGGGCAUAAACUUUCGUGGGCUAAAACCCACUUCAUCAGAUGCAUGGAUACUGUAUUUUCCACUCCAUGCAUCUAAUGAAGUGGGUUUUAGCCCACGAAAGCUUAUGCCCAAAUAAAUUUGUUAGUCGCUAAGGUGCCACAAGGACUCCUUGUUGUUCAUGGAGGAAGGUUACAUAAGUGGGAGUCAGGGAAUGGGUGGGGUUAGGGAAUGUGAUCCAACACAGAUUGAAGACAAUGGAAAGCCUCCUGUUGACUUCAUUGGGCAUCGGGCCAGGCUCAAAGUAAGCAGACACCUAAGAGGAGCUAUCUGAUUCUGUUUCAGAGAAAGUCCAUUCUGCCACUAGACUCCUUCCAUCUGUCUAGUACCUUUGGGAAAAAAGAACACCAUGACGCCAGCUCAGGUCAGUGGGCUUUUUUGGAGAGAAGCCUUGGUGGCAUGGGAAUUGGACCUCUUGAACUUCUUAGGGUUCAUCUAACGGUACUGAGCUCAGAACACAACUAGGUUUCUUGUUCAUCACUAGUUGAGACAGCACAUGGAAGGACAACAGCUAUCCCCAAAAUCAAAAUGUACAGAGAGAUCUAAGAACCCUGGGACAACCUUAGGUCAAGGACAAGUGUAGUAAACAAGAGCCUAUUCUUGGAUCUUUGUGGGAAAAGGAGGAGGGGACAGAGUAUGAGCACAGCCAAAUGAAACAGAAUGUCAAUGUGCUUUUAAUCCGAGGAGAGAUUUCUCUUCUGCGCUCAGCCCAGUUGGGACUCAUUUCAUUUUCUUUUCCUUGUUGUGCCAACCUGAAUGCAGUGAUAGGUUUAUUUGUAGAAAACGAAGCAGUUUUUCUCUUGUGCCAAGUGCAUUAUUGUCAAAUAUUGAGGGACACAUCCUCAGCUGGCGUAAAGUGAGGUAGCUCCAGCAGAGUCAAUGGAGCUAUGGCACUUUUCAUUCGCUGGGGACCUGGCCCUGGUUCUGCACGGGCAGGACCAGCUGCCUUGCAAGGGCAAAACAAGAGGUCUCUGGUUAUCAAAGAAGAACAAAAUGAGCAAGAUUAGGACCUCACUUACGCUUGUGUAAACGAAUGAGUUGAAGCCUAUGGAGUUACUCUGGGGUUUGACCGGCAUGAAUGAGGUCAGAAUCCUGUACUACGUAUACAUAGGAUUGAUUCUCUGCAUGAAAUAAUAUAGAUAAACAAUAGCUUGUACUGGGGAAAAAAUCCACUAGGUAUGAAAGCAAAUAAACUGAGGAUUCGUAGCAGGAAGAACUAGUUGUGAAGGGCCAAAUGUAACAAAGCAGUAGGGUCUUAUGGCCUGUGACGCAGAAAUCCUGAGCUCUAGUCCCAGUGUGGCCUGCUGGGUGACCUUAAGCAAGCCACUUCACUGUUCUGUGCCGCAGUUUUCCCAUCUGUCAAAUAGGUCUAAUGAUCCCGAUCUCCUUUGUAAAGUGCUUUGAGAUCUACUUUCUUUUUUUAGAAACUUCCAGGAGAUUAAAAAAUUCAGAGCUUUAAUUUAACAAGAUUUUUAAAAUAACUUUUUGGGGGUUUUUUUUAAAGGAAUUCCCCCCCUCCCCCCCAAUGAAUUGUUUUAGGACCUGAUCUUGAAAUUGGAGCUGUACACACAGAGCCCUGGGUCUACGAGGAGCUGCGCUGACUUCAGUCGUGCUCUAUGUGAGUGUAAAGAUCAGCGUGCAUUGAUUCAACUGCAGGAUCAGGCCCUUCAUUAACAAUUACCACCCGCUAGACCAAAUUUUGACCCUUGCUCUUCCUUUUGUUCUUGAUUACAAGGACAAGUAACAGCUUUGUUGGGCUUUACAGCCCUCUCCAGGUUCUUGGAUGUUUAAAGCAUGGCAUUGGUGAACCAGAGUGUACAGUACAGCUACAUUAAUAGAUACAAAGGCAAUCAGAUUGCAAAUGUCUUUAAACCCAUUGUGUAUAUGUGCAGUAUAAAAGCCUGCAUUGUUUUUGUAUUGAUGCAUUGAAAUAAAAUAUUAAAAUUGUUUACAAUGUA